Messenger RNA from Blastomyces dermatitidis ER-3, 2532 nucleotides. RefSeq lists its product as uncharacterized. The transcript is spliced from 4 exons. The coding region runs from base 1 to 813 and encodes 270 amino acids. Lineage: Eukaryota; Fungi; Ascomycota; Eurotiomycetes; Onygenales; Ajellomycetaceae. The record is from RefSeq and is a predicted model, not a curated record.
AUGCUGCAACCCGUUCAAACCGAGCCAGAGCCUACACCUUUGUCCGAUAUCGACAACGAGUACUGUAAUGAGCGUUCGGAGAGGCGUACAGCAGCUCUACAUCAACUGAAGGCGGUUCUCAAAGAAAAGUUAGGCAGAGAGCAGGUGCCACCUCCAUUUUGGGCCUUCUGUCAGGUCUCGGACGUAUCCAGACUGCAAGAGAUGGUCUUCAUUGUGGAGCAGGCCCCCAACGCCAAAAUAGCGCAGCUAUGCCUGGAACCGACAAUUAAGGAUUGUGAUUCGGCUAUAGCCCGAUGGCUACAAAACCUAAGUGCGAUUAAUACUACAAGCUCCGGUACAGAUCGUUCAACAACGGCGAGCUUAAUGUUUGUUAAUCUUCAUAGAGCUAGAUUGGACUUUGCUAACGGAGCCAACAACGUCCGGGGUUUGUACAAGUAUGGGGGACGAGGUUUGCCAGUCCCUACAGGUACCUACAAGGAAGAUGGUGAACCGGAAUACAGGCCUAUCGCUUUAGGGGAUGUGUUUUCUCUGACCACAGAUGAUCCUGACAAACUUCCACUGCCCAGCUGGCCCCUCCUUGAAAUGCAGUGGCAUUUACAGAGGAUUGCAGGGAUGAGUGGGGCCGCCGAAGCAAGCGAGGACUUGGACCACAAUGUUGAUGAUGAUGAUGAUGAUGAUAAUGAUGCAAAAGAGAUAACCAUACAUGAUCGUGACGCCACUGUACGGAGUGUUAGAGCCAUUUCUGAGUGGCUACGGCUUCUACCAGAAAAAGAGCAAUCUACAUCCCACCCACGCCUGUCAAUCCCCGUGUAGGAGCCCGGUUAGCUCCCGAAUAGUGACCAAGAGAGAGAAGGCCAAGCGGGUGCUGGCCGGAGGUUAUGGCUCAUUACGCUGUAGAGCUAGCAAAUGGAGGAGGGCGAAUUUCGAGAGAAGGUUGCCACGACGGAUAUAGGAAGAAUUGCUCCGGGUGGGAAAAUAGAAUUCAUUCAUAUUGUCAGUUGAUGUCCCGUUUCCCGCCACGGCGCCACGGCGCCACUGCAUUUGCAUUUGGAGUUUACGGACUUAGACCGUCUAUUGCUUUCAAAUCAAAGAAUCUCUCCUUAGGAGUCUCCAUCCGGCCUCCGUGAGGCCGUGUAGUUGUGUGCGUGCCUUGUGUCAGUCGAAUGCUGCUGUGCAAUAAUACCUUUUUUUUUUUUUUUUUUUUUUUUUUUUUUUUUUUUUUUUUUUUCCAGCGCACCGCAUACGAGCAACGCCCCCUAGAUUUCUCUUCCGGCGGAAAAAUAUCGACAUUGCAGCUCUAUCAGUUAUUACUGUUGGUUAUUUCGCUAGGCGAGUCCACCUGUAUGACGGCGAAUUGCGGGCGCCAGAGCCAGUCUGACCCUGCAAGCUGAACGGAUUAUUUGCUCAGAAUGGCUUGGCAACAACCUAACUGUUCCUGUCGUUCGACUGGGUUUUUUAUCCCUUGUGUGUUCGGGAAAGGAACAAAAAACCAGGAGGCCAGCGGCGAAAAGGGUUGUAUUGAACUAGGAACGAUCCUUUCUCUUUAAAAAAUAAAAUAACCGUGGGGAAGAGGUUGAACCUCGGUCUUUUUUUGCUGCCAAAUUGGGCUCUAUAUUUUGCCGUAAUAAAUUCAGCUGCGGGAGGACAUGCAUUGGAAAUUCGCCUUGAGACAGCACUGUAAGGACUAGGAAUGCACUGAUGAAUACCGCACUAUUUUAAUAAUAAUAAGCCUAACAAUGUAGAAGCAGGAAGUCUGUAGGGCACUUAUUAAGGUGAUUAGGGGCGUUGCACUCAUUCAUUAGGGCUUUGAACAGGGUCUGGCGCGUCGCCGCCUGCUCAUAUCUGAUGAUGACGUCAUUUGAGUUCCCCAGACUUCAUCGAUACAUUCCAUAUUCGAUACUGAGAUACUUACAAUGGAAGACCGAUAGCUACCGCAUCUCUCAAAGAUAUGGAUCCAGACUGAUACUAACCUAUUGAUGAUUCUCUCCUCGCGUCCCCCUUUCCCACAGCUUUAUGCGACUGAGCUUCUAGAGGCCUCCGGUUAUCAGCUUUGCAUCGUCAGGCUGGCAGUUUCAACCAAGAUGUUUAAUGGGGGUGGGGUGAGGUGAGGUCAUUUGUAGGGCAGAAAGCCUGGUGUAUUGUUUAUAAUCGCUAGAUACACGAUUUAGUUACAGAUGGGUGAUAGGAGUGUCUUGCUCAGAGGCUGGAUUCCAUCCAUGUGAAUCCCUUCGAUGAGGCUUCAACCAAUAUCCCGCUACCACCCUAUCAUUUCCACGAGGCUCAUUUCGUCUCCAUCAGCCAGAGACUAUAAGGCUAUGGGAGAAAUCCCCGAGCCAAUGCCAGCGGUCAAAUUGUCUUUAUAACCCUUCCCUUUCUCGUAGCUACUCUUCGUAGAUGAUGAAAGAAGAGGAAGUGAUGAGUGAUGAGAGGACAGACACUGAACAGGUUCUUAGAUGGUAGGUACUUGUAAGAUUAGGACGCCAAUCGCUCACUGGAGAUAUUAUAUCAUCAAUGUCAUCCCCCGAUUAUAGU